AUGGCGUCGUCCUCCUCCUCUCUGUCAUCGGCGCUGAGCUCGAUGGAGCAGAUGCUGGACGCGCUCAGGCAGAGAGGGAUCGGCAAGCCCGACGACAAGCCCAAGGAGGAGGAGCCGCCGGCGCUGCCCACGCGCCCCACCGUCAGGGGCCGGCCUCCUUCCAUCCACAGGCCCGCCUCCAGCGCGCCGUGGAGUCAACAACGCCCACCGCUGGCCCUGCUCCCCCCACCGCCGGAAGAUGAAGAAGCGAGGGAGGCGGAGAGGCGUGCGGUGGAGCUGGAGCUGGAGAGAAGGGCUGUGCGGGCGGAGGAGGAGGCGAAGCAGAAAGACGACGACGUGAGGCUCAAGGAGGAGGAGAUCGCCGUGCUGAGGCAGCAGGUGGAGCUCUACGAGGCCCGGCUCGCCGAGUGGGAGGCCAAGAUGAAGGCCGUGGAGGAGGAGCUUCAGAGACAGACCGCCGCGCUGCAGAUGUCUCAGGCUGCUGCUGCUGCGGCGGCGGCCAGAGCAGCACUCGGUUCCACGAGCCACCGCCGGGAGCCAACCUUAUCCGACGGCGUCGCGCAGGCGGAACAAGCUCCGGUGCCCACGAGGGCGGAGGAAGCGUCCGUGAAGCGGGGCGAGAGCCUGUUUCGAGGAGCGUCCGUGAAGCCCCAGCAGCAGCAGCAGCCCGCCGUCGCCGCCGUCCUUAGCUCGAAGCCGAGCCACGCGGGCGUCGCCGCCGUCCUUAGCUCGAAGCCGAGCCACGCGGGCGUCGCCGCCGUCCUUAGCUCGAAGCCGAGCCACGCGGGCGAGCUCGCCGUCGCCCCCGCCGUCCUUAGCUCGAAGCCGAGCCACGCGGAGCACCACCUCGCGACCGAGUUCGCGCGGGAGACCCAGGCGUUCGAGCACGCCGCGAGGGCGGUGGCCGAGGUGAAGCCGGGCACCAUGUCCGUCGACGAGCUCAAGAUGCUGAGGCGGCAGUUCGCCGCCUGGAAGAAGGAGUACGAAGCGCGGCUGCACAAGACAAACGCGGAGCUUAAGAAGCGCAUCCACUCGGAGAAGAGCCACGACCAGCAGGCUGCCCACUGCGGCCGGCGCCGGUGGUGCGGCUGGUGGAGGACGAUCAAGGCGCCGAAGUUCAGGGCCCCCAAGAGGUGCUGCGCUUGCGCUUGCGCCAUGAAGUUGCCUAGCCUUCCCUCGUGCAAGUUCCCUAGCCUUCCCUCGUGCAAGUUCCCUAGCCUUCCUUCGUGCAAGUUCCCUAGCCUUCCCUCGUGUUCCUUCUCUUGCUGCUGCUUUCGCCGCCGCCGAUAG
Triticum turgidum subsp. durum (durum wheat) is the source of this 1290-nucleotide messenger RNA. The record is from the annotation of a GenBank genome assembly. Lineage: Eukaryota; Viridiplantae; Streptophyta; Magnoliopsida; Poales; Poaceae.